This is a messenger RNA of Psilocybe cubensis, 759 nucleotides long. RefSeq lists its product as uncharacterized. The transcript has a single exon. The record is from RefSeq and is a predicted model, not a curated record. Lineage: Eukaryota; Fungi; Basidiomycota; Agaricomycetes; Agaricales; Agrocybaceae. Bases 1 to 759 code for a protein of 252 amino acids.
AUGUCGCUUGACGACCUGACAGUGCACGCCAAGACCCGUGGCAUGCUUGCUGAAGCUGACACGGCUCUAUUCACCAUAAAGAAGAUUAUGCUCCCCAUGAACCCGUCCUCACGGCCGGGCUACCAACUCCUAGACCGCUUUAGGGAUAGGGUCCACUUUGACAACUGGUCCUUGGACCUUGGUAACCCCGAGUCUGAGCCCAAGCGCCGCACUCACCUCAACAACCUAAUGAUUCAACUUCAGAUGGGUUGGGAGGGUCAGUAUUAUGCAGGGACAGAUUCCAGUCUGCCCCUGACUGGACGGCACCAGGCUAUCGCCUCUGUCGUCCUUUUCCGCGGCCAUGACAAGGUCAGUCGAUCUCGGUGGGCUGCCGGCCGCGUUCUUGCCCCUGAUGCGGAACUUAUGGCCAUUUGUUACGCAGUCGUCUUGGCAUUGUCCAACGAGGAUUGCAAGCAAUUCUAUGUCUUCACUAACUCAAUGGCAUUGGCCAGGUGGGCGGUGGAUCCUUCCAUUCACUCCGGGCAGGGGCAUUCCGUCACUAUCUGCCAGACACUUGAAAGGUGGUUUGAGGAUAAACCACUCUCGCAAAUCACGUUUGUGUACAUCUCCUCCCGUUGGAAGUGGGGUGUACACAAUGUGGCACACGUUUAUGCCACCGAGUUGCAAGUUCCUUUGGACCGCAACCUGAUGACAUCAUAUGAUAGCCUCCGUUGGGAGGCUGUCAUUUGUCGCUCGGACCUCUGGAAUAACCUCUUCUAG